UGCUUUUUUUGCCUUUAGCUCACUGUGCUUUUCUUUCUUGUCUUUUUAUUCAGCUGGAAUGCUUACAAACUGCUAAGGCUGAGAUCCUGAGGAACCCAGCUGGAGAAUGCCGUCUGAACGCUGCCUGAGUAUUCAAGAAAUGCUGACAGGCCAGAGGCUCUGCCACUCGGAAUCUCACAAUGAUAGCGUCUUGGCAGCGCUGAAUCAACAGAGAAGUGACGGCAUCCUCUGUGACGUCACCCUGAUUGCUGAGGAACAGAAAUUCCAUGCUCACAAGGCAGUCCUAGCAGCAUGCAGUGACUAUUUCCGGGCGAUGUUCAGUCUCUGUAUGGUGGAAAGUGGAGCUGACGAGGUCAGUUUACAUGGUGUGACCAGCCUUGGCUUAAAGCAGGCCCUGGAGUUUGCAUACACAGGACAGAUUUUGUUGGAGCCAGGUGUGAUCCAGGAUGUAUUAGCAGCUGGCAGUCACCUACAGCUGUUGGAGCUUCUCAAUUUAUGUUCCCACUAUCUCAUCCAGGAAUUAAAUAGCUUUAAUUACUUGGAUCUGUACAGACUUGCUGACCUCUUUAACCUCACUUUGCUGGAGAAGGCAGUGAUCGAUUUCUUAGUGAAACAUCUCUCUGAGCUCCUGAAGAGUCGCCCAGAAGACGUUCUAACGCUUCCUUAUUGUCUGCUCCAGGAGGUUCUGAAGAGUGACCGCCUGACCUCCCUGAGUGAAGAGCAGAUCUGGCAGCUAGCUGUGAGGUGGUUGGAACACAACUGCCAUUACCAGUACAUGGAUGAGCUCCUGCAGUAUAUACGCUUUGGCCUGAUGGAUGUGGAUACUCUCCAUACAGUUGCCCUGUCCCACCCCCUCGUCCAGGCAAGUGAAACUGCAACAGCUCUUGUCAAUGAGGCCCUGGAGUACCACCAGAGCAUCUAUGCACAGCCCGUUUGGCAAACUCGCAGGACCAAACCGCGAUUCCAGUCAGACACUCUAUAUAUCAUUGGUGGGAAAAAGCGUGAGGUCUGUAAAGUCAAGGAACUUCGGUACUUCAAUCCUGUUGACCAGGAGAAUGCUCUCAUAGCUGCCAUUGCCAACUGGAGUGAGCUGGCUCCCAUGCCCGUGGGAAGGAGCCACCACUGUGUAGCAGUCAUGGGGGACUUUCUGUUUGUGGCAGGAGGAGAAGUUGAGCAUGCUAGUGGCCGGACAUGUGCUGUGAGGACUGCCUGUCGCUAUGACCCCCGCAGUAAUUCCUGGGCGGAGAUAGCACCCAUGAAAAACUGCCGGGAGCAUUUUGUGCUGGGUGCCAUGGAUGAAUACCUCUAUGCAGUUGGGGGUAGAAAUGAACUGCGCCAGGUUCUGCCUACAGUUGAGCGAUAUUGCCCCAAGAAGAACAAAUGGACUUUUGUGCAGUCCUUUGACCGAUCCCUUUCAUGUCAUGCUGGAUAUGUGGCUGAUGGUCUUCUUUGGAUAUCAGGUGGAGUAACUAACACAGCACAAUAUCAGAACAGACUAAUGGUAUAUGAACCUAACCAGAAUAAAUGGAUAAGCCGCAGCCCUAUGCUGCAGAGAAGGGUCUACCAUUCCAUGGCUGCUGUUCAAAGAAAACUUUAUGUUCUUGGAGGCAAUGACCUGGACUACAAUAAUGACCGGAUCCUUGUGCGGCAUAUAGAUUCUUACAACAUAGACACCGACCAGUGGACGCGUUGUAAUUUCAACCUGUUGACUGGCCAAAAUGAAUCUGGAGUUGCUGUCCAUAAUGAGAGAAUAUAUUUAGUUGGUGGAUAUUCGAUUUGGACAAAUGAGCCUCUGGCUUGUAUCCAGGUGGUGGAUGUAAGUAGAGAAGGCAAAGAAGAAGUAUUUUAUGGGCCUACACUUCCUUUUGCUUCUAAUGGAAUAGCGGCAUGCUUCCUUCCAGCUCCAUAUUUCACAUGCCCUAACCUUCAGACUCUUCAAGUGCCUCAUCACAGGAUUGGGACCAUCUGAAAACCAAUGCUUUGUUAAUAACUAUCAUUAACAGAAGGGAAAGAAAAGCUUCACUUCUGAAUACUGGGCAUGAAAAGACUCAGUGCUCAAUGCUUCCUUGUUUUGUUUUAUAUGUCUUAUUUUCAGAUAAACAUUAGCAAAAAAUGAACAGUUUUCUAACAUACAUUACUGAAACCUCCUGUCACCCUUCUCUCUGUGUGUCAAUAUGCAAUAUGUCUGACUUUUACUGUGGUGUAGCUCAGUGACAACUUAAUGGUCAAUUACUGUUCCAUGGGUCUUUAGAGCCUUUGUUGUAGACUUUCUAUAAUCAGCACUCUCUAGGAAAACAGGAAAAUGUUAGUAAGGCAAUUUAUUUCACAAGUACUGCCAUCAAUGAUCUUCAAAAAAAAAAAAAUCUUCCGUAGUUAAUCCCCUUACUACUUAAAACUGGGUUUGUAAUUUUUCUUUUAAAAAUUUAACAUUAUGCAGCCCCACUAGUAUAGACUCAGUAUUAUGACAUUAUAAAAUUUUAAAUGCCAUGUUUUAUUCACAGUAACACGAAUGAUAGAAGUACACUGGAACAGCAGUUGAACGCCCAGAUUGUUCAGCUUGGUUACUGUGACCUUGGGCUAGGUGCUUAACUUUCAGUGCUAGUUUUCCCAUUCUUUAAGGAGGAUAAUUAUUGAUUUCCGUAUCAAUUCAGAAGAAUGUUGUGAGGAUUAGGCAAAUGCUCUGAAGUACUUCAUUUAAGAAAAAAAAAAGUUACUCAAAUUACAAGGUAUUUUACUGUCUUUAGAAUUCUGUAACUGAACGGGGAGAUUAUUUUUGAAAUUAUUUAAAAAUUACUAAAUAGAACUUGGAACACAUGCUGUGGGAGAAAUGAUUCUGAAAAGCAUGUGAAGUGAUGCUAAUUAGGAAAAGGGGAGUCUACCAAGCCAAAGAUUCCUAAGUCUAUACAAAUUCUUGCUUCACAUCAUAAUUCAAACACUUGUUUAAACUCAUUUAGUGAAAAAUGACAUUUCAAAGCUCAACAAAAAAAAAUUAGCUGUACUAAUUUGGGCACCAUAAAGUGCUCUGACAUAACUGUGAACCUAGACUUAGUAGUUCUAAUAAAAGUUUUUGCACUUUGUUAAAGGUUAUGUCAAUCUUGAGCACUUGUGGGACUCUUCCUCCACCACCAAUACAUAUUUUAUUACUACCACUUUUAAUAAUGCAUAAGAAUUCUUAUUUAGGCUAGGUUUUUGGAUUUGCUUUGUCUAUAACAAUAUAUACAUAUAUAUGUAUAUAUACACAUAUAUAUAUGUAAUAAAAAUCACACUGGAACAUAAAUUCAAGAAGUGUAACAUGAGUUUUUCCCUUUUCCUAAUCUUGUUAGGAUCUAAGUCACUUUACUAAAAGGAAGACUUUAUUUGGACUUUUUUCCUUUGGCAUAAAUUGUUUAGCAAUCCUUACCUUACAGGAAGUUGUCAUUUUAUUCAUGUAACCACUUUUGGUAUUCAGAAAUAAAAACAAACUUUUUAAAAUCCUAAAUACAAAAUUCACUAACUUUUCACACUGUUAUACCUAAAAAUUUUAAUUUUUAAGUAAUAAUCUGGUUAUUCAGAUUAAAGAGCAGAGAAGGAAAGACUAGGCAUAAGGGGAAAAAGUAAAAUAAAAACCUCCCAGAGAUUUAGACAAAAAACCUUCAGAGUAAUUUUACAGUUCUGAAAAGUGAAAAUUGAUACUGAUAUGAUAUUUAGAAGAAUUACAGAGUCUCUUUAGAAGAGUUUAUAAAUCAUGUAAACUAAAUAUUUUAAAUGCCUUACCAAGUCAGGAAAAUGACUCUGGCAUUUCAGAUAUCUUUUCAAAAAGAACCUAAGCAAGAAGUGUUUCGGAUUUAUUAAAAUUUCUACUUGAUACAUGAAUUGACCUCCAGCUGUUUUACCUUAUAAAACCAUUACAUCUGUAAUCCCGCAUCCUAUAUCCAAUGAAUGAAAGGAAAAUGGUCUAAAAAUAAGCUUGCCUGACUAAUAAUGAAAAGGUACCCUGAGAUUACUCUUGAUAUUUUCUGUAUAGAUUUCUAACUAUUCAUUUAAAACAAAUCAGUAUAUUAGCAAACACUUUCUUGGGAAACUUUAAUGUAUUAUCCACUAAUAUUACAGAAUCGAACUCAGAAUUAGAAAAUAUUCUUUACAGUAUAGCCAAAGAUAGCCUCUGAAGUACAACAUUCCUAGGAAAAAUAAAACGCAGAAUGCUUAUGAUUAGAUCAUUUUCCUCAAAGAUUCCAGAAAACUGUGCUCAUAAAACCAAAUAUUCAAAUAUAUAUUUUCUAUUUAAGUGAACUGUAGUAAUUCAUCUUUCAUUUUUACUCUUUAAAAUUAUAGACCAUAUUGUAUUUGUAGUUAAAUUAUUAGGUUAAUUUGAAUUUCCAUAAGAAAAGCAUGAAAAUUCCAACCACUUAAACACCAUUUUCAGAUUUUACUAUCUAAAAGAAAACACAGUACUGCAUAGGUAUUAGCACAGUGUUCCUUUGUGUAGGAAGAAAAGCCAGCAAAGACAUUAAUCUGUAAAACAAUGUAAAGUGCAAUGAAGUUCCUUAGAUUCUUAAUAACAAAAUACCAAUUUGGUUAUGAUUAGGAUAUUUUUCUCGUUACGUUACGAUUAAGAUAUUUUUCUUCCUUUUUCUUCAUGUUUUCUUCAAAGUUUAACCCCAUG
This is a messenger RNA of Lynx canadensis (Canada lynx), 4642 nucleotides long. RefSeq names its product kelch like family member 32 (gene KLHL32). The transcript is spliced from 10 exons. The coding region runs from base 107 to 1969 and encodes 620 amino acids. Lineage: Eukaryota; Metazoa; Chordata; Mammalia; Carnivora; Felidae. Gene Ontology annotation, molecular function: protein binding. The record is from RefSeq and is a predicted model, not a curated record.